AUGGUUACCAGUGAAACAGGACGUUCCUCAUCUAUUAGAGAGUCUAAGUCGUCUCGUUUGAAGCGGAGACAACUUGGUCAUAUGAGGGAAAAAUGCUUUGACAAAGACGACAUUGUGGAAAUACGAGUCAACUUGAAGAUUUGUGGAAUGCGCCUUGCAUUUUUUGACCAAAAAAAAGUUGAUGUCCUGACGAUGAAGAAACGUCGUCCCGACAACGCGACCACCGACGUCACGACGAGAAGAUUCACUAAGUCCGGACGACGCGAUGUAGGGCGUCUUGAUGAGUGUGGUGUUCAAGUAUUGGAACGUGCAUUGCUAGAAAAGGCAAUUACCAAAAGGGAAGAUCAAAGUGGAAUCCUCCUCAUAAAACUACUCCUAAGCCUAAAGCUCCUACACAUUCAAUUCCCCCACAUCUCCAUCGGCCUAAAGUCUUUGACGUGCAAUGGCAGAACUGACGAUACCAAGGCAUUCCAAGAUGCAUGGUCAGAUGCAUGUAAAGUGGAGGGAUCAACAGUUCUCGUUCCGUCCAAAUUCACGUUCCUUGUAGGACUCGUUUCAUUCUCUGGUGCUAAUUGUCAACCAAACAUUGUAUUUCAGGUGGAUGGUAUAAUUAUUGCUCCCACUUACUUUCAAUGUUGGGGGAAUGGUUCUUUACCAUGGCUUGAAUUCACAUAUCUUAGAGGCGGUGUAACAGUUCAGGGAAGAGGUAUCCUUGAUGGAAGAGGCUCAAGGUGGUGGAAAGAUGAUGGAAAAGAACCCAAAAUUCCAUUAAACACUCCAUUUCAACAAAUCUCACCAAUACAGGCACUAAGGCUUAAUGCAAGCACCAAUGUGGCGGUGAAGGGCAUAACAAUUCGAAACAGUCCUCAAUUCCAUCUCAAGUUCAAUCAUUACUAGCGAGUUGUGGUGCACGAUAUGACUGCCGACUCUCCUGGGGACAGUCCUAACACAAAUGGGAUGCACCUACACAACUGUCAAGAUGUGCUAAUCCAUUACAGUAAUCUUUCAUGUGGUGAUGACUGCAUUUCCAUACAAUCACGAUCCUCAAAUGUGUUCAUUUUCAACGUAAGCUGUGGACCAGGGCAUGGGAUCAACAUUGGAGGCUUGGGAAGGAAUUACAUCUGUAAAGCCCGUGUCUCGAACAUCACUAUCCGGGAUAUAGUUAUGCAUAACACAACGAAUGGUGACUGAAUAAAGACAUGGCAGGGUGGACGCGGUUCGGUUCAGGGUGUUGUGUUCUCAAACAUACAAGUAUUUGAGGUAGUUCGUCCAAUUGUGAUAAAUAAAUUCUACUGUGGCGAAAAACAGAAAACAGAAUGCAAAAACCAAACAACAGCCGUGGCUCUAUCAGGAAUCACCUUUGAAAAAAUAAGAGGAACGUAUAAAGACAAAGCUAUGGAAAUAGGUUGCGGCGAUAAUGUUCCAUAUAGGGGUAUAACAUUAUCGGCCAUUGAGCUAACCCUAGUGCCCAAUGAACGGACCCGUACGGAUGAUACAUUCUAUUGGCAAGCUUUUGUUGAAUUUACCACCCCUACGGUGCCACCAAUCGGGUGUUUAAAGACUGACAAGCCAUUAAAUAACAGAGCCCAAUCUAAUCGUGAUAUGUGCUGA
This is a messenger RNA of Gossypium raimondii (Peruvian cotton), 1611 nucleotides long. RefSeq names its product polygalacturonase At1g48100. The record is from RefSeq and is a predicted model, not a curated record. Lineage: Eukaryota; Viridiplantae; Streptophyta; Magnoliopsida; Malvales; Malvaceae. Gene Ontology annotation, molecular function: polygalacturonase activity. Gene Ontology annotation, biological process: carbohydrate metabolic process.